AAAGCCUGGCCCAACAAGCCGUUUGACCGUAACGUUUUAACCAUCCCCCGAACAAUCCAUAAAAACCCCAUCCUGGAUACCGUUAAAGAGAGCCUUUCCGCAACCUAUCUCACAACACUUUCCACAAGCUCCAGAGCGAUGAGUGAAACCCUUGUGAAAUACGCGUCUCUCAAAACGGAGAGGCAAAUCCACACCCUCGAGGAAGUCGAGAAACACGUCACGUCCUCGGACUUGUGGAUGGUUAUCUACGACAAGGUGUACAACAUAACCACAUUUCUAGACCUACAUCCUGGCGGCGCCGAGGUCCUCUUCGAUUGCUCCGGUGUUGAUGCCACCGCUGCCUUUGAAGAUGUUUGCCACUCGAACGAUGCCAUCAAAAUGCUCAAGCCCUACUUGGUGGGCCAUCUUGACCUGCUGCAGGUGAAGUUCCCUCCAAAACCGCUCGACGACGACGUCGAAGCGUCUGACCCUGGUGAGAAGAAACGUCGCUCCUCCUUAUCACAUACAGCCAGACACAAGAGAUAUAUCGGAAAGAGAAAGCACAAUGUGUUUGGGAAAUCCUUCUUAAAGGGGAGGGGAAACAUCGCCGGUCUCACCGUGCUAGCGACGUUUGCCUUUGCAGGGUAUGUCUUUAUCCAGUGGAAAAAAUGGACCGAUUGGAGCGCCGCUUGAUGAGACAUGGAUUGAAAGUAAGCAAGAGAGGGCCUCUGUGAAACAAGGCCUCCGGGAUGUCUAGUGUCGGCAGUGCUACGGAUAAAUAAACUGACUGACAAUGCUUCGUCUGCUGCAUUUGAAAUGAGAGUACUCCCUUUACAGGCGAUUGCUGAAAGAAACGGACCUGCCGUCUUUCCACGGCCCAAAUAUUGAACUUUGCUCCCAAACAGCCACUUCUACUCCGCUGACUGGCGUAAUAAUAUUUAUACUGGAAAUUGCAUACUGUGCGUGGCCGAUACCGUGAGGUCUCUAAUUCGGGGAUCAAGCCAUUUUUGCGUUCUUGCUGUACGUUUUAAUGGCAUAUUUUAGAGGUUAAGCCGUAUGUUAGUGUUUACAGAGAUCUGGGGGUUAUGCCACCGCCUAUCCUUUCUAUAUCAAUAUAACCAGGAUCUUUCGACUUUGAGCCGGAAACCAAAAGGUUGGUAUGGACAUG
Babjeviella inositovora NRRL Y-12698 is the source of this 1147-nucleotide messenger RNA. Its product is annotated as cytochrome b5-like heme/steroid binding domain-containing protein. NCBI's taxonomy places the organism in Eukaryota, Fungi, Ascomycota, Pichiomycetes, Serinales. The record is from RefSeq and is a predicted model, not a curated record. Bases 139 to 672 code for a protein of 177 amino acids. The transcript has a single exon. Gene Ontology annotation, cellular component: endoplasmic reticulum membrane; intracellular membrane-bounded organelle. Gene Ontology annotation, molecular function: heme binding. Gene Ontology annotation, biological process: sterol biosynthetic process.